Messenger RNA from Xiphias gladius (swordfish), 1173 nucleotides. RefSeq names its product P2Y purinoceptor 1-like. Bases 115 to 1113 code for a protein of 332 amino acids. The record is from RefSeq and is a predicted model, not a curated record. The transcript has a single exon. Gene Ontology annotation, cellular component: membrane. Gene Ontology annotation, molecular function: neuropeptide receptor activity. Gene Ontology annotation, biological process: G protein-coupled receptor signaling pathway. Lineage: Eukaryota; Metazoa; Chordata; Actinopteri; Istiophoriformes; Xiphiidae.
UUAAGAACUAAAAGCCACAAAUUCUUCUCACUUCUCAUAAAUCACCUUGCUCUCGCAGGAAACAUUAAAAAACUCACAGAGAGAGUGAAUGUACCAACUGCUGUCCACAGGACAAUGAAUAACACAUCUUGUCCUCGUGUCAGCUUUGACUUUACAGGAAGAUUCCUACCUCCUGUUUACAUCUUAGUAUUCAUCGUUGGUCUGGUAGCUAAUGGAUGGGGGUUGAAGUCUUUGCUGCAGAACUGGAAGAAACUAAAGAUCGUCAAUGUGUUUGUUCUCAACCUGGGACUUGCAGAUAUUUUGUAUCUGACCACGCUCCCAUUUUUGAUGGUGUACUACUUCAUGAGGAGCAAGUGGAUCUUCGGAGAAGCAUUCUGCAAGAUAACAAGAUUCUCAUUCAACCUGAACCUAUAUGGCAGCAUUGGAUUCCUUACUUGUAUAAGUGUGUACAGGUACCUGGCUAUUGUCCAUCCGCUGAGAGUGAUGGGAAGAAUAACUGUCACCCAUUCUGUGACUAUCUCAGUCAUGGUUUGGCUGUUGGUGGGUGUUCAAAGUCUUCCAGACGUGUUCUACGCCAAAACCAAAAAAAAAGGAAAAUGCUACCAUACCACCUCUAAAUCCUAUAUUGAGGAUUACCUGAAAUACAGCCUUGGAUGGACACUCACUGGGUUUUGUAUCCCGUUCCUCAUCACGCUGGGCUGCUAUGGACAUGUGAUUGUUGUUCUCUGCCGCAAAAACACCAUUCACAAGGUACUGAAACAAAAAUGCUUGAAGUUGUUGUUCAUUUUGAUCCUUCUCUUCUCCAUUUGUUACAUUCCCUAUCAUGUAUUAAAGAACCUAAAUCUGUGGUCAAGAGUUCUGACCAAACGGAAGAUGUGCCACGAGUGGUCUAAUGGAGUCUACAUUGCUCAUCAGAUAAGUCGUGGCCUCGUGUGUCUGAACAGCGCUCUCAACCCUCUGGUUUACCUUCAUGCAAAUGAAGAAGGUCCUGCUCAGCUCAGACAGCUGCUCCAGCGAGCUCAUCAGAUGGUCAACCGCUUGUGUCUGCCAAACUCUGGUUCUGUGCCUGUGGCACAAACUGAAGAUGAAGUUGAAGAAGAGUUAAGAUUUUAAUGUCAGUAGCUGCUCCUACAAGUUUGUCGUGCAGCCGUCGAUCACAGCUAGUGGUGUACA